UCGGCCCAUCCCCACCCCGCUCCACCCCGCACCUCCUCACAAACGCGUAUUGCCUCCUACGCCCCCGGAUCCGCUGCUCCACCCCCCAACUCCGUUGCCACACGCCCUUGCACAAGCGAGCGAGCAACCAUGUCGCCGGCGGAGCAGACGCGAGACGAGAGCGUCUACAUGGCCAAGCUUGCGGAGCAGGCCGAGCGCUACGAGGAGAUGGUGGAGUUCAUGGAGCGCGUCGCGAAGGCCACCGGCGGGGCAGGGCCCGGGGAGGAGCUAUCCGUCGAGGAGCGCAACCUGCUCUCUGUGGCUUACAAGAAUGUCAUCGGGGCCCGGCGCGCGUCCUGGAGGAUCAUCUCCUCCAUCGAGCAGAAGGAGGAAGGUCGGGGCAACGACGCGCACGCCGCUACCAUCCGCUCCUACCGCAGCAAGAUCGAGGCCGAGCUCGCAAAGAUCUGUGACGGCAUCCUCGCCCUGCUUGAUUCCCACCUCGUGCCAUCCGCCGGAGCUGCCGAGUCCAAAGUCUUCUAUCUCAAGAUGAAGGGCGACUACCACAGGUACCUUGCAGAGUUUAAGUCUGGUGGGGAGAGGAAGGAAGCCGCCGAGAGCACCAUGAACGCGUACAAAGCUGCUCAGGAUAUCGCCCUAGUAGAUUUGGCUCCAACACACCCCAUCAGGCUUGGGCUUGCACUCAACUUUUCUGUGUUCUACUAUGAGAUCUUGAACUCCCCUGACCGUGCCUGCAACCUUGCAAAACAAGCCUUUGACGAGGCUAUAUCAGAGCUGGACAGUUUAGGCGAGGAAUCCUACAAGGACAGCACUUUAAUCAUGCAGCUCCUGCGUGACAAUUUGACUCUAUGGACAUCCGACACCAAUGAGGAUGACGUUGAUGAGAUUAAGGAAGCCCCAGCUCCAAAAGAAUCUGGAGACGGACAGUGAGGUGAAUGAAAAUAACAGUCUGUGCAUUGUUGGGGGCAAUGGAAGUCGGUCUUGGUUCUAGUGCUCAUACUGUUGUCAUCACUACCUCUGUUUAAUUAUGCACUUGAGAAGUUUCUGGGCUAUGUUUUUCUGGUGCUCAUAAAUGCUGGCUGGAUUCGUGUUUUCUUGUUCAAAUCUGGCCACAAGCAAAAGACCUGCUCUUUUUCACCAUUAGAAUGUUUGCUAUAUCUACCAUGUUUGGUGAGACUUGAUGCGACUAGACUAAUUUGCUGAAAUUGCGGUAUCCUGUUCAUGUUUGGCUGAACUACAUUCUGACAAGAUGGUUUGCGCAAAGAUGUUCAUUUGCACGUGCUAGCUGUGGCAUGGCCUCAAUCGAUUGAGAAGAAUGUCAAGGUUCACCUGAUUGAUGCUUUUCUUGGCCCAGUUUUCGUUGCAACUAGAAGCAAAGGUGCGCUUUGCUGCGCUGUUCCUAUCAUUCUUGGCAUUGUCAUGGUGAUUGAUAUGGCAAAUAAUCCGAUGCGCUGCAAGAAUUUCUAUCUAGUCACCUUCCUGAAGAAUGUAACGUGAGCUAAAUGAGGAAUGUUAUACAAAGUUAAUCUGUAAUAAGAGGACACAUUCUAAAUAAAAGGAACCAUUAGCU
This is a messenger RNA of Triticum dicoccoides, 1570 nucleotides long. Its product is annotated as 14-3-3-like protein GF14-D. Lineage: Eukaryota; Viridiplantae; Streptophyta; Magnoliopsida; Poales; Poaceae. The record is from RefSeq and is a predicted model, not a curated record. Bases 130 to 930 code for a protein of 266 amino acids. The transcript is spliced from 5 exons.